Tympanuchus pallidicinctus (lesser prairie-chicken) is the source of this 3679-nucleotide messenger RNA. RefSeq names its product nuclear receptor subfamily 2 group C member 2 (gene NR2C2). The transcript has 13 exons. Gene Ontology annotation, biological process: positive regulation of embryonic development; cell differentiation; anatomical structure development. Gene Ontology annotation, molecular function: RNA polymerase II cis-regulatory region sequence-specific DNA binding; zinc ion binding; nuclear receptor activity. The record is from RefSeq and is a predicted model, not a curated record. Lineage: Eukaryota; Metazoa; Chordata; Aves; Galliformes; Phasianidae. The coding region runs from base 610 to 2412 and encodes 600 amino acids.
UUUUUUCCCUUUUCCUGCUCCCAUUUUAUACAAAACAGCAUUAAAAUCUAUUGAAGGUUUCUUCAAAAUCUGUAAGAAUAGAUCAUUUCUAUCGCAGACCAGAACUCUUUCUCUCAAAGGAUGCGAUUAAUGAUGGCUAGUUGGCUGUAUAUAGUAACUGUAUUGGUGUAGUGGAGUGAGGAAUAUUUUCAGGGGUUAAACAGCCUACAUAUACAAGUUGCAUGAGCUCUAACCAUACCAAAUGCACAGACACUGUCAACAGACAGUCAGAACGUUUAAGAUCAUCAUUAAAGACUUUUCUCCUUUCCUUCCUCUAUCCCUCCCUCCCUCUCCCUGUCACAUUUAGAAAGAACCAGUGGCAAACUUGCCUGCGAAGGCUGAAGUGAGCGCUUGUAUUACUACCUGGUGGAUUGUUGUUAUGCAUGGAUAAUAUAAAGAUAGCAUUACUAUAUCAGAAUUCUAAAUGUAUGCAGUACCAAAUGGUAUGAAAACUAAAUAUUAGCGUUACUAAAGUGCUGCAGUACUUCUUUAGCUGUCCUUGGCCUUGUUUUGUGCCAGUGCAAUACUCGUGUACUUUUUGCCGGAGGUGGUGCAGGAGAGGCAUUUGAAAUGGUCCUGGGCAUACAACCUCCACCAGUUCACCAGAUGAACUCCCACUUUUCGCGAAUUUAUCUAAUAUUUCUCUUCUGUAUGAUUGUGACUGAUCAGCAGACAGGUCAAAAAAUCCAGAUAGUGACAGCAGUCGACUCAACUGUGUCUCCAAAGCAACAGUUUAUUUUAGCCAGUCCAGAUGGAACUGGUGCGGGAAAGGUGAUUUUGGCAGCACCUGAGACAUCUAAUGCCAAACAACUUAUCUUUACCACUGCAGACAACAUUGUGCCAGGCAGAAUUCAGAUAGUGACAGACUCUGCUUCGGUGGAACGUUUGCUGGGAAAAGCUGAUGUUCAGCGGGCCCAGGUAGUAGAAUAUUGCGUGGUCUGUGGUGAUAAAGCAUCAGGUCGUCACUAUGGUGCUGUCAGUUGUGAGGGAUGCAAGGGUUUCUUUAAAAGGAGUGUGAGGAAGAAUCUGACCUACAGUUGUCGUAGCAACCAAGACUGUAUCAUCAAUAAACACCAUCGGAAUCGCUGCCAGUUCUGUAGGCUUAAGAAAUGUCUAGAAAUGGGCAUGAAAAUGGAAUCGGUUCAGAGUGAAAGAAAGCCUUUUGAUGUGCAGCGUGAAAAACCGACCAACUGUGCAGCUUCCACUGAAAAAAUAUAUAUUAGAAAAGACCUACGAAGCCCUCUAAUAGCAACUCCAACAUUUGUUGCAGAUAAAGAUGGGGCACGGUCUGCAGGUCUUCUUGAUCCAGGAAUGCUUGUGAAUAUUCAACAACCUCUGAUCAGGGAUGAUGGUACCAUCCUCCUAGCUGCUGACUCUAAAGCUGAGACAAGCCAGGGUGCUUUAGGAACACUAGCAAAUGUUGUAACAUCUCUUGCUAAUCUCAGUGACUCGCUAAAUAAUGGAGAUACUUCUGAAAUUCAACAAGAAGAGCAAUCUGCCAGUGAAAUUUCACGGGCAUUUGAUACUUUGGCCAAAGCACUCAAUACCACAGAUGGUACAGCAGCUCCUAACUUGGCAGAUGGAAUGGAUCCUACAGGAGGAGGGAAUAUUCAUGUAAUUAGUAGAGACCAGUCGACGCCAAUUAUUGAAGUGGAAGGACCCUUACUUACAGAUACGCACGUUACAUUUAAGCUGACAAUGCCCAGUCCGAUGCCAGAGUAUCUUAAUGUACACUACAUCUGUGAGUCAGCAUCACGGCUACUGUUCUUAUCUAUGCACUGGGCUAGAUCCAUACCUGCAUUUCAAGCACUUGGCCAGGAGUGUAAUACAAGCCUUGUGCGUGCCUGCUGGAAUGAGCUGUUUACCUUAGGCCUGGCACAGUGUGCGCAAGUGAUGAGUCUGUCAACUAUCCUAGCAGCUAUUGUCAACCAUCUUCAGAACAGCAUACAGGAAGAUAAGCUUUCUGGAGACAGGAUAAAGCAAGUCAUGGAACACAUCUGGAAACUUCAGGAGUUCUGUAACAGCAUGGCCAAGAUUGAUAUUGAUGGAUAUGAAUAUGCAUACCUUAAAGCUAUAGUCCUAUUUAGCCCUGAUCACCCUGGUCUGAACAGUUCAACCCAAAUAGAAAAAUUCCAGGAGAAGGCACAGAUGGAAUUGCAGGACUAUGUACAAAAAACCUAUCCAGAAGAUACUUAUAGGCUAGCCCGGAUUCUAGUUCGCCUGCCAGCACUUAGGCUGAUGAGCUCUAGCAUUACUGAGGAACUAUUUUUCACUGGUCUCAUUGGAAAUGUUCCAAUUGACAGCAUAAUCCCCUACAUUCUCAAAAUGGAAACAGCAGAAUACAAUGGUCAAAUAACUGGCACGUCUGCAUAGUGGGAGCAACACAAUUUGGAGGAUCAAAGUAAUUUUCACAGAAACGUACAGUUAAGAAGUGAAUAACAUUUUGGUAUGUACAAAUAUUUCCAACUUGUUACUGUUUCCUAUCGGAUUUGUCUUUGUCUGUUUGCUAACACCGACAAGAUUGAAGCAGCUAUUGAAAGAGCAGCUACUGGACCUUUUCUGCCGUAAGGAGUAUUUCCGUGCCUUUCAUUCAGAAGGCUAUAGGUUGCUGAACGUACUUCUCACGUGAUUUGUAUUUAGAAAUUAUCACUGGUUAAAAAUAGAGUUUUAUAAUAUCAGAGAUGAGUAAUAAGAUGACUUCAAAAGUAAAAAUGAACAGUAUAGGUAGAUUUAAAAAUAUCCUUGAAAUUAAUAUCUAAGAAUUGCUGGGGUAUAAUACUAGCACUUUGUAAGCACUUCUCAUCAAAGCGAUGAUGUCAACAUCCUGUGUAUGAGUAGGAAGGAUGAAAAAAUUGCAUAUGUCCUUAGUAAAAAUGCUAGUGAUGUCUGUGAAAAUGUAGAAUGCUACAGGAGACAAUCAUUCCACAAAAAGUCACUUGCUUCUAUGUUAUACAUUAAAUAAUAAUGUGGAUUCUUGGAUAUCCAUGUUAUAAAGAACCAUACUGUUAAAUUAGGGCAGUUGUUACUAACAGCAUGAAUUGAUUGUAGUGACUGCUACGUACUACAGAAAUGACCAAAACUAGGAGGAAAAAAAAAAAGUUUCUUCAGUAAUGGAGAGUUCUUCAGGUUCCUUAAAGUUUCUGUUCAGCUCAAAAUUGGUGAUAAAUAUCAUCCUAAUAGGAAGCCUUUUGAUUGUGGAAAAUAAUCAGUCAUUAACUGGAAGAGCAGUUGUUUUCAAAUAGAGGUGCCCUUUUAGAAUGGUCUGUGUAUCUGCAGACUUGCUCCUUCUAUCUGUACUCCUGCACACUCACUCAUCCGGAAAAACCUGGAAAAUUGAGAACCUCUGGCUGUCAACAAGAGAACGCCAUAAAGCUCUCAAUUUUUUCUGCCCCCUUAUCAGACAAAGCACUUCCAGUUUUGCAGCGAUUCCAGCUGCCUUACGGCUCAAUUUGAGAAUUUGGGAUUUACUACUUUAUGUACGGUUGCAGUUAAUGACUGAUAUAGUGAUAAAAUGAAUGACUUUUUUAAUAAUCUAGAGUGAUGAGGCAUCAACAUGAUUUCUUGUACUGGUCAUUACCUGCUAGCAUUGCUUUUAGUUAAGUAUAAUUUAUUAUAAUUGACAUUAAGUAUUUUAAACAAA